GGCUGACUCACCCUCCCUCGGCACCUCAGCUCUCACUCGAUUAGCCGCCGCGAACCUCGUCCUGCCGCCGAAGAAGAAGAACGGCGGCCGCCGGACUCUGGUGGUUGAACGGCAGGCAGCCAGUGGCACUUCCCCCGCCGACGCGUCGACUGGAUUGGAUUGGUGAUUCAUCCCAAUUUUAAAGGGGAGUUGUUUUCUUUUGUUGGGCACACUGCGGGUUGCUAUUUGCGUACAUCGCCCCCCCCCCCCCCCCCCCCCGGAGAAACUUGCAUACAGCACGAGAUAGAAGAUGGGUAUCCUGGAGAGGAUCAAGGAGAUUGAGGCCGAGAUGGCUCGGACGCAGAAAAACAAAGCAACAGAAUAUCAUCUUGGACAACUGAAGGCAAAGUUAGCAAAGUUGAGGACACAGUUAUUGGAGCCCCCAAAGGGUUCCAGUGGAGGAGGAGAUGGUUUUGAAGUCACAAAGUUUGGGCAUGGUCGUGUUGCACUUAUUGGAUUUCCCAGUGUUGGAAAGUCGACUCUUUUAACUAUGUUGACUGGGACACAUUCUGAAGCUGCGUCAUAUGAGUUCACAACCCUCACUUGCAUUCCUGGAAUCAUUCAUUACAAUGAUACCAAAAUCCAGCUUCUUGAUCUUCCUGGUAUCAUUGAAGGAGCAUCUGAAGGCAAGGGGCGUGGUAGACAGGUUAUUGCUGUUGCGAAGUCAUCAGAUCUUGUGCUGAUGGUUCUGGAUGCCUCAAAGAGUGAAGGACAUCGCCAAAUAUUAACUAGAGAACUGGAAGCUGUUGGACUCCGUCUCAACAAAAGGCCUCCCCAGAUAUACUUCAAAAGGAAGAAGACUGGUGGGAUUUCUUUCAACACCACGGUUCCUUUGACUCAUAUUGAUGAGAAGCUCUGCUAUCAGAUCCUGCAUGAGUACAAAAUUCAUAAUGCUGAGGUGUUAUUCCGUGAAGAUGCUACUGUGGAUGAUCUCAUCGAUGCCAUUGAAGGAAAUCGGAAGUACAUUAAAUGUGUUUAUGUAUAUAACAAGAUUGAUGUUGUUGGUAUUGAUGAUGUGGACAAGCUUGCUCGGCAGCCAAAUUCACUGGUGAUCAGCUGCAAUUUGAAGCUGAACUUGGACAGGCUACUGGCGAGAAUGUGGGAUGAAAUGGGUCUAACGAGGGUGUAUACGAAGCCACAGGGUCAGCAACCUGAUUUCACAGAUCCGGUUGUUCUUUCUACUGAUAGAGGUGGUUGCACAGUUGAAGACUUCUGCAAUCAUAUCCAUAGAAGUUUGCUCAAGGAUGUGAAGUAUGUUCUUGUAUGGGGAAUCAGCGCAAGGCACUAUCCUCAACAUUGUGGCCUUGGCCAUUGUCUUCAAGACGAGGAUGUUGUCCAGAUAGUAAAAAAGAAGGAAAAGGAGGAGGGCGGGCGAGGCCGGUUCAAGUCGCACACGAAUGCACCUGAUCGGAUAUGCGAUAGGGUGAAGAAAGCUCCUCUGAAGCAAUAAUCGGAUCGCCAAAUGCAUUGGAAUCAGCUUCUCCAAAUCAGAUGAACAACCUAUAGAUCAGAUAAUCUGGAACUAGCUGAGCCGGGUGCUACUUCUUGCAGCCCUAUUUUAUACCAGAAGGGCCGUAUUUAAAAGUAUUCACAUAGGAACCCCCUGUAUCUCUGCACAAUACCAGUGCACUGCAGUGUCACCAUGAAAGGUUAGAUAAUGUGUUAUGGGGUUUCUCUUACAUGCUAUUCUGAAUAAUUAUCACGAGACUUUGGAAAGAUAAAUGAGAGUUCUGCGAUGCUACCA
Molecule: messenger RNA, 1783 nt
Organism: Phragmites australis (common reed)
Lineage: Eukaryota; Viridiplantae; Streptophyta; Magnoliopsida; Poales; Poaceae
Product: developmentally-regulated G-protein 2-like
Exons: 12
Coding region: 290-1489 (399 amino acids)
Biological process (GO): cytoplasmic translation
Cellular component (GO): cytoplasm
Molecular function (GO): GTPase activity; GTP binding
Source: RefSeq, a predicted model, not a curated record